Arachis ipaensis is the source of this 1567-nucleotide messenger RNA. Its product is annotated as GDSL esterase/lipase 7-like. Gene Ontology annotation, molecular function: hydrolase activity, acting on ester bonds. The record is from RefSeq and is a predicted model, not a curated record. NCBI's taxonomy places the organism in Eukaryota, Viridiplantae, Streptophyta, Magnoliopsida, Fabales, Fabaceae.
AUUAAAUGGUAAAUCUCACACUUAUUUUUGUGGUUAUUCAAUAACGAUGAAACAUUUGGGAUCUAUUUUCACCACCGAGAAAACUUGGAAAACAGAGAUAAACAAGGAGAACAACUUAUUGUUUAUCACUAUUAUUUCUUUAUGCACACCACAUUUCUCUAUUGUUUUUUAAUCUUCGUAGUUAAUUAUUAUUAUUAUUGUUGUGAAGCUGAGGUUGAUAACCUUUUAUCAAUUGCUCACGGCUUAGAUGCUCAAUAUGUAUUUGGAGACUCCACGGUUGAUUGUGGAUCUGGCACUGAAUCCAUUGCACCCCCUUAUGGCGUUGACUCUGAUGGAUUCAGCGGUAGAUACACAAAUGGUCGUACAGUUGCAGAUGAAAUUGCUAUGUUCCUUAACUUAACAUCGACUCUUCCAUAUUGGGUUGUUGAUUUCAAACAAUAUGCAUUCAAUCCAGCGGGAUAUGGUUAUGCAUCUGGGCCUGCUGGCAUUCUUCCUACAACAGGAUCUAAUAGUAAUUAUACUAUCAGUAUGACAAGGCAAAUUGAAUUGUUUGGUCACGCCGUUAAAGAACACUUGCCACACCGCUUUGGCAACUCUACACAUAGAAUCUCUCAACACUUGGCAAACUCUAUAUUUGCAAUUUCUAUUGGUGCUCGUGACUUUUUGGACAAUUUUGUUUAUGGUGCUGCAAGCAAACACAAUCACGAAGCUUCACAAUCCAUUAGAGACGAAUUCAGCAAUCUUCUCAUGACACAACUCCGCACCUACAUUCAAGAUCUAUACGAAUUAGGAGCAAGGUAUAUGAUUGUGUUUGAAAUUGGUCCCGUUGGAUGUUACCCAGUGGUGCGUCAAAAACUUGGUGAAAGUGAAGAAUGUUCUGAGGAAUUAAAUAGCAUGAUUGCUGUAUUCAAUGGCAAGCUUUACUAUGAGCUUGUGGCAUUGGCAUCCAAGCUUCCGGGGACAAGAUUCAUUAUUGCCAAAACUUUUAGGGUUAUUUAUGAUAUGGCCGAAAACCCUUUCAAAUAUGAUCUGACAAAUGCAAGAGAUCCCUGUUGUGAAGUAAAUGAGACCGGAAUAUAUUGUGUUUCAUUUGCUGAACCAUGCCCAAGGAGGGAUCAAUAUCUGUUUUGGGAUGACAUACAUCUCGUUGGCAAAGCUAAUAAGUUAAUUGCAUCAAAGUGUGUGACAGAUUCAAGCGUUUGCUUACCUAUUACCUUUGAGGAUCUUGAUGGACAACUAACAAUGAUCGUGUUAUCAGGACAACCAGAAAAAAAUUAUUUGAAUAAUGUUUUGUGUCUUUUUUUAUUAUUUGUUCAUUUAAUACUAGUCACAAAUUUACUUUAUUUUCCUUAUUAAUGCUAGAGAGACAAAAAAAAACAGCCAAAAUUUGUUUUAUUUAACAUUCGUUAAUUGUCGUAACAAUUAAUGAAUGCUAAACAAAACAAGUUAUGACUGUUUUUGGUUGAUUUUCUUUGGUUACCAAAUAUUUCGACUGUGUCAAUAUUCAAACCUUGUCCUCCAAACUUCUUUAGGUCAUAUUUUAUGGAUUUUAUAAUAGUAAAUGUUA